Messenger RNA from Racocetra persica, 496 nucleotides. The record is from the annotation of a GenBank genome assembly. NCBI's taxonomy places the organism in Eukaryota, Fungi, Glomeromycota, Glomeromycetes, Diversisporales, Gigasporaceae.
AUGACUGAGUCUAAUAAAGUUGGUGACCCCUUCGAAGCGGAUACUUAUCAAGGACCACAGGUUUCUAAGGCGCAAUUUGAUAGAAUUAUGAAUUAUAUUGAAUGUGGAAAGAAAGAAGGGGCUACAUUACUUAUGGGCGGUGAGAGGCAUGGUAACGAAGGAUACUUUAUUAAACCAACCGUUUUUACAAACACUAAUGAAAAUAUGACCAUAAUGCAAGAUGAAAUUUUCGGCCCGGUAGUAGCGAUUUCCAAGUUUUCGACCGUGGAAGAAGUGAUUGAAAAAGCACAUUUAACAAAAUACGGAUUGGCGGCAGCUGUCUUUACCAAGGAUAUCACUAAAGCUAUUAAAUUAUCCAAUGAAUUAAGAGCUGGAACCGUUUGGGAUUGUGAACCUUUUGAAGGAUAUAAAGAAUCUGGUAUGGGACGGGAUCUUUCAAAAUAUGCUUUAGAUCAGUAUACUCAAGUCAAGACUGUUCAAAUUAAUUUGGAUGUUG